ACCUAAACAAAUAAUAUUAUCUGUAUCUAAACAAACUAUCAACUAGUAAUAAGUAAACAUACUAGUUAGUAUAAAUAGAAGUAAGAACCAUGUAAUAAGUAAGUCUUAAGAGUCACUUGAAUAAAGGAAGAAGUAACAGCUUAAGCUUGUUUUUUAAUUCAACCUUAUUUCAUACUCGUAUAAUUGGCGCAGUCACGCAGUUGUGUAUCUUAAGAAAUACAAUAAAAGUUUACCUAUCGCGAAAGUGAAUAAAAUAAUAAACUGUUAAGGUGAAAUUUAAAUAAAAUUAAAUUAAAAUAAAACGUAAAAAUAAGUGACAUUAACGCAGACGCAGUAUUUCAAAGUUGUGAGAAGAUAUAAAAAAAAAUGUAUUUUUGGAAAUCAAUACACGGAUAAAAUAAAACAUGAGCCGCUUCGACGCCAACAGGAACGUUGACGAAAGGGAUGGACAAAGCAGCAAUCAACAACAACAAUUGGAACAAAUGGCAAAUGUCAUUAGGCAACAAGAGGAAGCAAUUAACCAAAUGAGGCUACAAUUCGAGAACGAGAUGCAGACACAAUCAUUAUUAAACACGAAGGAGCUGUUACAACAAUUUAGACAGCUAAGGUGUUUGGACGAGGGGCAUAAUAUAAUGGCGUUUAUAAAAUUAGUGGAAGCCAUCAUCAACUUAUGUCCACAAAACAACCAACUAUUGAUAAACCUUGCGAUGAAAAUAAUAGCUAAAGAAAAGAUCCUGGGAGAUGCAGGGAGAUACAUACAAGAACUAGGCGACAACCCAACAUGGCAAGAAAUUAAAACUAAAUUAACACAACAAGGAAGACCAAAGACAACAUAUGGUGACAUCUUUAACAAAUGCAGAAAUAUAAAAAAACAACAUCAGCAGCAUCAACAGCAGUACCAACUACAACAGGAUCAAACUAACGAUGAUGGCGAAACAAAUGAUGCGCCCGGCUCAUCGAAUCACACCGAUACGCAUGGUAGCGUCGGUGUGCCGACACUGCCUGCAGCAGCGUUAUCUCUGUCAGCAACAUCCAAAGGCCAACAAUUUCGCUUAUUACACGGGCGCCGCUGAAACGGUGGCAGCAACGGCUGUCACAGCUGCAACGCACCGAUAUGCUGACGCAGCAACGCCACCACUACCACCCCAAUCACAAACGUUGGCGCCAUCAUCAGCUGUGGCGGCCUCACCACACCAGCAACACUAUGCCACGAGCAACGCAGUGGCGCCAUUGUCCGAUGCCAUUCACCACCAGCAGAUGCAGCUACAGCUACAACAACAAUACGAGCAGCGUUAUCAACUGCAAACAGCCUAUUAUCAUCAGCAACAGCAGGCGUCGCCGUCUCAAUCGCAGCAAGAAGACCAACAUCCGUCUACACAAUACCUACAUGCGGUGGCCACAACAACAACAGUAAAUCAACAUGCAGCGCGCAGCAACAGACGAGCAACGCAGUCGACAGCCACACACCACACAACGAACACAUCACAAGCAGCAACAACAACAACCGUGUCAACGAACGUCAUCAGUUACGCAAAGCUCUGACCAACGAGGCCUCUCCCGCAUACCACAUGCCCAAGAUCGAGCCAGACUCGAGUCGUCUCUCCGACUUCGGCAUGCUGGUAACUUCCUUUCGGAUUGGCGGCAUGGCAACGAUCGACUGGGACUCGAUUCGUCUCAGCGACAUUGUCCGGACCGAACCAGACUCGAUUCGUCUCGUCGGCCACCCCAUCCGAAGCGAAGGCUUGGACGAGACGCUCGACGUCAAGCAGAUGCAGGCCGUAUCAUCAAGGAUAGGCAAGCAACACUACGGACGUUUACUCCCGGCUCAUGUUGCCCGGGUUACAACCAGCGGCAAUGAGCCAACUCAUCGCCCAAAAUACGUCGCUGGGUUAUAUCAUAUCCGGCGUCAUCUAACAUCGGCACAAUAAAGUGCACUGGCUGUCAACGCCUCUCACAUUCACCACCUACCCAGGAUCGAGUUAGACUCGAGUCGUUUCGCCGACCUCGGAAGGUGUUGACUUCUAUGUAAAUUGGCGGCUUGUCAAUGAACGACUGGGGUUCGAUUCAUCUCAGCGGCAUUUCCCGGACCGAACCAGACUCGAUUCGUCUCUUCGGCCACCCCUUCUGCAAAGAAGACAUGGAAGAGAAAGUGCAGGAGCCAGUUAGUUAAGUUAGUUUUAAGUAAUUUAUUGUAAACUGCAUUUGCAGUAAUACUGCAAGGCGGGGAGAAUGUUGACGCCGCCCCCGCCCAAUUUCUUUUGCCACGUCUGUAUCGGCAGAGCAAUCUUUUCCUUUUCUCUUUUCGAAGUUUUAAUUCGCGCGCAACUAAACACUUACUAAAAAGUUGCGCGCUCUCUCCUUUUGCGACCGCUUAGCGAUACAGACGUAGGUAAGUGUUUGUCCAAUUUAUUAUAUUUAAAUACACAUAUUAUAUGAAAUUUUUGGUUUUUUAUUUAAUAUUUUGUGGAAUCAUUUGCGCCGACCGUUUCCCCACGGCCAACCACAUCUACGGAACGAGCGAGCACCGUGCUCCACCACCCGAAUUAUCACUUAUAUUUAUAAGCCAUAUAGGGUAGACAGAGAUUUAGUU
This is a messenger RNA of Bactrocera dorsalis (oriental fruit fly), 2590 nucleotides long. RefSeq lists its product as uncharacterized. Bases 925 to 1542 code for a protein of 205 amino acids. NCBI's taxonomy places the organism in Eukaryota, Metazoa, Arthropoda, Insecta, Diptera, Tephritidae. The record is from RefSeq and is a predicted model, not a curated record. The transcript has 2 exons.